Messenger RNA from Ceratitis capitata (Mediterranean fruit fly), 1074 nucleotides. RefSeq names its product ribosome production factor 2 homolog (gene Non3). Gene Ontology annotation, molecular function: rRNA binding. Gene Ontology annotation, cellular component: nucleolus. Bases 75 to 1019 code for a protein of 314 amino acids. Gene Ontology annotation, biological process: maturation of LSU-rRNA from tricistronic rRNA transcript (SSU-rRNA, 5.8S rRNA, LSU-rRNA); ribosomal large subunit assembly. The transcript has 3 exons. The record is from RefSeq and is a predicted model, not a curated record. Lineage: Eukaryota; Metazoa; Arthropoda; Insecta; Diptera; Tephritidae.
ACACGUGUAGCUUGCCCGGUGUACAAGUGUUUCUAUAAUAUUUUCCAUUUAUCCUAGAAAUAAAAAAAUAAAUCAUGUCUCUGAUGAGAAUAAGAAAACCGAAAACCCGUAAGGGAAAGCAGAUUUUGCUUGCCCGCGAGCCGCAGCUUAUAGAAUCCACACGAACUAUGCUCUUUCUUGAUGGGCGUAAAUGUGGGGGAGACGUUAAGUCCUGUAUGAGAGACUUACAACAGCUUCGCAAGCCGCUAGUUAAAGUGUUAAAUCGUAACAACGAUAUUACACCUUUUGAUGAUCCGUCAUCACUGGAAUUCUUGACAAUGAAAAAUGACUGCGCGUUGUUUGCGUUCGGAUCAACGUCAAAAAAACGCCCGAACAAUUUAAUACUUGGUCGUAUUUUUGAAAAUGAAAUAUUGGAUAUGAUUGAAUUGGGUAUAAAACAGUAUACGUCCAUGUCUGAGUUUAAAACUGAAAAAAUUGGAACAAACGUGAAGCCGUGCCUUAUUUUCAACGGUCCACGUUGGAAUCAAACUGAAGAGCUACGUCGCCUUCGUAACUUGCUUAUUGAUACAUUCCAUAAAGAUAAAGUGGACGCUAUUCGACUUCAAGGAAUCGAACAUGUUAUUAGUUUUACAUGUACGGAAGAUUUGAGUAUACUUAUGAGAUCCUACAAAAUAAUGUUGAAAAAGUCAGGCCAAAAAACUCCUCGCAUUGAGCUUGUAGAAAUUGGUCCAUCUGCAGAUCUUUCAAUUCGGCGGACGAAAAUCGCAUCCGAGGAUUUAUAUAAACAGGCAAGAAAACAACCAAAACAAUUGCAACCGAAAAAGAAGAAGAAUCUUACAUACGAUGAACUUGGAAAUACUCACGGUCGUGUACAUUUGGGUAAACAAAAUGUUACAAAGAUACAAACGCGUCGGGUAAAGGGUUUGAAAAAAACUCCCGAAGAAAAGCGUGAGAGUAGACAGAAGAAAAAAGAUCUUAUAAAAGCAGCAGCACGAGAGCUAUUAAAAAAUACAGAAUAGUGCACAAUUUAAAUAUAUACUAGAAUUUAUUUUUAAUAAAAUAGUUUUAAUAUUA